CCUCACACACACACUCACCACUCACACACACUCACACACUCACACGCACACACACAAACACACACACACACACACACACUCCCUGUAUGCGGCUGCCUGAACUCAUGGAAGACUCUGCACGAGGCGGCUCUGGACUCUUAUGAUCCUUCAGUCUGAGGUGAGCACACGCUGGACUGUCAGGCGCUCUGGUCUCGACCGUACAUCUCCUGGACCCUGAGGGACGAUAAACGUGUCCCCUCCCUCAGAGUGUGAGGUGGACGGACUCCCCAGUGGUUACGGAUCCAGGGACUCCAUCCUCAGACCUGGUGCUAAGAGAGACUGGAAAAGACGAAGGCGUGGUAAUCUAAAGCGGAUCGACAGCUGCAGCAGCUGGGAUCCAGGCCACAGGAGCCCCGAGGCCGGUGGAGGGAAACAGCCGCCUGCGUUCGAGCUGAGCAGAGGUGUCGCCAUGCGCUGCUCCACCGUUCUCGCCAUCCUGACGGGGGUGCUUCUCUACUUGGUGCUGGGUGCUGUGGUGUUCCGCGCCCUGGAGGCUCCUCGAGAGGAGGGAAAACACAUGCAGCUGCUGGACACGCGCCGCGACUUCCUGUCGAACUUCACCUGUGUGGACUCAGAGAACCUCCAGACUCUUAUAGAGGAGGUGGUGGAGGCCGUCAGUGCAGGUGUGGAUCCCAGCAGCAACGACACCUUUGUGAGCCAGUGGGAUCUGGCCAGUGCCUUCUUUUUCUCAGGGACAAUCAUCACAACCAUUGGUUUUGGAAACAUCUCCCCCAAGACAGAGGGGGGGCAGCUGUUCUGCAUCUUCUACGCCCUCGUGGGAAUCCCGAUGUUUGGUAUCCUGCUCGCUGGAGUCGGAGACCACCUGGGAACUGGACUGAGGAAAGCUGUUGCUAAGAUAGAAGUCCUCUUCCUGAAAUGGCGCGUCAGUCCCAUGAUAGUGCGAGUGAUCACGGCCGUCCUGUCCAUCCUGCUGGGCUGCCUGCUCUUCGUCGCGGUGCCCAUCCUGGUUUUCCAAGAGGUGGAGGGUUGGUCUCUGCUGGAGUCGGCCUACUUCGUAGUUAUCACCCUAACAACGGUGGGGUUUGGAGACUAUGUUGCAGGGGACUCUGGACACGCGGGGAGCGACCACUGGUACAAGCCCUUGGUGUGGUUCUGGAUCUUGCUGGGUCUGGCCUACUUUGCAUCUAUCUUGACAAUGAUUGGUAACUGGCUCCGGGUUCUGUCUAAGAAGACCAGAGCUGAGAUGGAGGGAUUACGAGCCCACGCCACCGACUGGACUCAGAACAUCCAGAAUAUGUCGGUGGAUUUUCGCAUGCCAGGAAAAAUUGAUGAUCCCUUCAAGCGGCGCCGGCGAAAGCGCCGCCAUGGCUCUCGCAGCCACGGCCACAGCGGGUCAGCCGCAGGGGCUCAUGAGGGGAAAGAAGAGCAGCAGGAGAACCAAACUGAUUCUGGAUCUUACUCCUCGUCCUCCUCCACCUCCUCUAACGAAUCAGGGUCCGAAUCAGAAACAGACUCUCAGGCGACUCAGACGGAGCGAGUGCCUGAAGAAAAACCUGCAGAGGCUGAGAAGAAGGAGACUCUUCCAGACCCACACCUGUCCCAGCCCCUGGACUACUUUGGGGAGAACCUUGCAUUCAUUGAUGAGUCUUCAGAUACUCAGAGUGUGAAACUACAUCUGGAUCCUCUGCUGGACUCAACACACCCCAACUCUGUCCGCUCCCGUCAGCCGAAGAGGAGACGCCACAGGAGGCCUGUCCCACACAGAAUCAACAAAGUCAGCAGCUCCAGCUGUGACAAGAACGAGCGCAACGGAAACCCCAAACCGGUCCCAGACCUGCCGCUAAACCUGCAGGUUUAAGCUGCUCACAGAAACUCCCGCUAUAACCAGAGUCAGCUGAGAGAUGUGAGGAGUUUGCACUGUAGCAAUGUAUGUGUGUAUAUCUGCUGCUUACUUACACACACUUGAGAUGAAAACAUGUUGCAGAAGCCUCAGCCACUUGCGGUUAGCAUUAAUGUCCUUUGCAUGUGAGUGUGUAUGCCUCAAUCAAAGCUGAUUUUUAUGCCGAUGUUCCCUUUACUUCCUGAGGAGCCGCUGCUCUCUACUGGGCCAAGACAGAAGUGCACUACCACUCCCUCCACACGAGGGUUCCCUGCCUUUUACUAAUCCAACUAACCCAAGAAACAAGAGAGCAGCCAAAGCCCCUUUGGUCAGAAGAGAGAAAGAAGAGAGAGUCGCUCUUAAAUCCUGCCAACAAGUAAACGGGUACUAAACAGCCUCCUGUACGUUUUUUGGUAUGUAAGACAACUUUUCUAAAUACUGUACACAACCAUAAUAUUUGCAUUCUGAUGGCCAGACGCAUUAAUCCUAAUGUACUGCAUAUAUGUAAUAAAGAUUUUUUA
Molecule: messenger RNA, 2400 nt
Organism: Seriola aureovittata
Lineage: Eukaryota; Metazoa; Chordata; Actinopteri; Carangiformes; Carangidae
Gene: kcnk4b
Product: potassium channel subfamily K member 4
Exons: 8
Coding region: 449-1858 (469 amino acids)
Biological process (GO): stabilization of membrane potential; potassium ion transmembrane transport
Cellular component (GO): membrane
Molecular function (GO): potassium ion leak channel activity
Source: RefSeq, a predicted model, not a curated record